CGCAACACCUGUGUCGAAAUAUGGCGAUAUGCAGCCGAAAUUGUCAGGGGAUGAGGAUUGGUAGUUUUGCAAUGAUCCGAAGCUGGUGCGUCCUGCCCCAGAGUAUCCAGUUAAAGACAACGUGGUAUAUGACUACUCGCCUCCCGAUGUUCGAACAGAAGCACGUUUCACCCGCGUUGAAGUAGUUGCCCAUACUCCGCGUACUAGCAGAAUUUUACCCGGAUGAAUCCAAGUUUUGUUCCAGAAAAGGUCUUCCGGUUUAUAAAGCAGGCCUCCUGGGAUUGGGGUAUUCAAUAGUGAUCGCCCAUCACCAAUGCCCUCUCUUUCUCGGAUCAAGCGCCACUGUACAAUCCAGAAUCUUUUGGACGGGAAGCUGGCAUGCUGUGUUUUCCUUCAAGUUUCCAUCUUCGCUGUCGCUUUGUGGUUUGCGAUCCAUGUUCAUUUUAAAGGCUACGUCAAUCUGCCCAGUAGUGCUGCCAGAGCUGCGAUUGAUAACCCACGCAUAACGAGCUACGUGGUAACGCUUGUUGCGACAGUUAUUGCUUUCCUUAAUACAUUUCUCCUGGGUCUUGUACUUCAAGCAGCUCUGACAGCACGACUGAGUCAUCCCUUGUCGUUGCAAACUUUGCGAGGAAGUAUUUCAUUAAUAACAGCACAACCACUCGUCGGUGUACGUGGACUCAAGAUCGCCUGGGCCUGGGUAAAAUCUUUGGCAUGUAUGCGCGAUGGAAGAAGGGAUAUCGCACCCGGCGACGUGCAGUACUGGACGUGGCUGAAAUAUACAUUGAUGUAUAGCAUUUUAUGCGGACAGCUCACAUCGAGUUGGACUAGUUUUUUGGCCCCGACACCUGUGGAUCUCCAGUUUCAUUUUACGGGCACAGCGGUGGAUUACUCCGUAGCCGCCGCCCAACUUCAAGCUACGUGGAAGGGAUACGUUGCUCCGUAUCCUAGUGAGAGUUCCCCACUUGCCACCUACAUGAACGUAACAAGAGGCAUGCAAGGUUUCGGUCUUACUGAUGUGACUCUGUAUACUCAAGCCGGAAAUGCGGCAGCCUCGACUGAACUAGGUUCACCGUACUACAUCCCCUAUCAGGGUGUAUUGUAUAAUGGUUCAACAGGGGGGAUACUCAUAAAUGCCUCAACUAUGACGCAAAAUGCCAGUUCAAGCAUCCCGUUACAAUAUACUACAGGAUGGACCCGAAGCUAUACGACAGCCCAGCAGGGCCUCAGCGCGGACGUCCAAUGUCGACAACAGGCAUUCCUCAACGCAGCCGACACCUAUCCAAAUGUGGGUGUAUAUGAGAAUACAUCACCAGGAAGUUCGAUCACUGCGCCAAAUCAGGUCUUCACCGCAGACUAUUAUAUACAGAGUUUUGUCACGAUAACGAAUUGUUCAAGUGAUUCGGUCGCAUACACCAGCGAUAUCCUGGCAUUGGUUGAUAUAUACACCAAUACCCGUCUGGGAGAUGGUGUUUUAAUAGGCUCGGUCUGCAAAUACCAGGACUUCGAGAAGGCAACAAACCAGUCUUUCCUUGUUCUUUUACAAGGCUUUGCUCCUUCGUACUCCUUCAUCACACCCACUAUCUGUCAAGUUUCCCCUCUUAUUACAUCUGUCAAUGUCGGAUUUGACGGGACUACCGUGAACAUGAACGGUACCACAGAUUAUGAGCCAUUGGAUCCUGGAGGCCAACAAGCACCCUAUAUAGACCAGAUCUCAGAUCUCAUCUGGAUGAUGAUGUUUGAUACGCAGAGUCUUUCCGGAAAUUCCAUGGCGACUGGUAUUCAAAUGAUCGGUGCCAACUCUCAUACAUGGAACAGUGAUUCAUUGAACUCCCUGUUGGAAAACUACCUGAGAGGGGGUGUCGAAUUCCUUGGAACGGUGUGGCAAAGAGAACUCCAGUCGUUGAGUAAUACCUCCAUGACCCAGUACCCUGCGGCAGUUCACGUGCAGACACUGGGAUAUGAAUACCAUCGGUCAACAUAUCUUUUGCUCCUUGUGCCUCUGGCUGUCGUGGUGAUUAUCACCUGCACUGCUGCGGUCUACACACCUGCGUCAAAGCCGCAAGGGCCUGGUCGUGUAUCUAUCAUCAAGGACGAGAGGAUAGAAGAAAAGAUGGACAGCCCUGGCAAUCUUGCGCCGCACAAUAGCAUCGCAGACUCAGAAGACUUUAACCCCACAAACAUCAUCCACCUUAUGAUGCUUGGGUCAAGGUCUCAUCUGGAAAAUGAAGCAGGGGAGAAUGAACUCCUUCGGUUUCAUCUAGAUUAGUUGAGUUGUACAUUCAGGAACCGGGCAGAUACGUGCAACGGUGACUUUCUACACUCGACGAUGUUUUUUUUUUUUUUUUGAUCCCAGCCUUCUUUCUACGUAUCGACGUGUACUGUUAUGAUUUUGUCUUUUGACUUUGUAGGGCCCGCGAGUCACGAAUCAUUUGUUUACUAUGUAACCUGCUAUGCACUCUAA
This is a messenger RNA of Suillus clintonianus, 2464 nucleotides long. RefSeq lists its product as uncharacterized. The transcript has 9 exons. Lineage: Eukaryota; Fungi; Basidiomycota; Agaricomycetes; Boletales; Suillaceae. The record is from RefSeq and is a predicted model, not a curated record. Bases 314 to 2269 code for a protein of 651 amino acids.